Molecule: messenger RNA, 1560 nt
Organism: Cladophialophora psammophila CBS 110553
Lineage: Eukaryota; Fungi; Ascomycota; Eurotiomycetes; Chaetothyriales; Herpotrichiellaceae
Exons: 2
Coding region: 1-1560 (519 amino acids)
Source: RefSeq, a predicted model, not a curated record
AUGGCCAACGCAAAUCGAAACCAACAUCUGACUUGCCCCUUCUGCCGCUUCGAUAGCAAUGACUUCGACUCCCUCGAGAGACACGUGCAACAUCUUCACACCGACCAACAGCCUGACCCUCGGCGGCCUUACAGUGCCGCCUCCCAGCUGAGUGAUGCCGAGUUAGCUCAACUUCUUGCCUUUGAAGAAGCGGGCCUGCCUGCCGAACUAGCCUUGCCAGACCGUCCGAAUGUUCCUGCCUGUGGUGAAGCACAGACGCCGGAAAGUGCAACGGAUCUGGAACAGUCUUCUUCAUCCUCUCAGGUUGGAAAUGAAGGAUCAUGGGUACAAUGUGUCUGUGGCGAACGUGUACAUUUUCUCGAGCUCGAUGCCCAUUCCGACAUGCAUGCUCAAGAGAAUAUUACCCUGGAUGAGACCGAUAUCCCUAGCGAAGAUGUCAAACUUGCGACGACUGCUGGGCCUCCGCUAGCUGAUCUCUCCAACUCAUUUAGCACUCACAUCCCAAAGUCUCUUCGCAACUAUGACCAAAUACAUGACAGAACUCCUCGUAGCGAAAAGCGACGCGGUCCUUCUCUCAAGGAUAUCUUCCUGGGCACCCACGCAUCUCCAAGGAGGGAAUCAGCCAACUCGGCGGUCUCCGCAAAGCUUGGAAAGACAAAACGGUUGGGAAGGUCGGAACUGGGCCCCUAUGCGCACGAGCACCAGAUGCCGAGCUGGCUGCGCCGAAUGCUCGAAAAAGGCGCCAAGGUCACCAUCACAAACAGAAUCGGGCCCGACGGCACAUUAGUCAAAGUCGAAACCAUUGCCAACGAGACACCCAACCUUGUACCUGUUCUCUCUUGGCUGUCUCACCUGGACGGAACGGUCGAACGUGCAUUCUAUUGCAGUCCUAAAGUUGUCCACGUGUGCAAGAUGCCAAGGGAAGGCGGAUUCUGUGGCUAUCGAAAUAUCCAAAUGCUGUUGUCCUAUAUCCAACACACGGAUGUUAAUGGCGCAGAGAAUUUCCCAGGAAGACUGCCUUCAAUAUUGAAACUCCAGGAUAUGAUUGAGAAUGCUUGGGACCUGGGCUUCAACUCUGUCGGGCGUGCGGAGACUGGCGGAAUCAGGUUCACUCGAAAAUUCAUUGGCACACCGGAGGCGCAGGCAUUGUUUAUGAGUCUUGAUAUUUCUUGCGAAGCGACCGCGUACGCCACUACAAAGGAAGUCGAGGGCUUCGAGACAAUGCUUUGUGCUGUCUGCGAAUAUUUCGACGACGGCUCCGCCAAAGACAACGUCAACAAGGUUGUGAUCACGGACAAACCACCCAUCUACUUUCAACACCGUGGCCAUUCCAUGACCAUUGUCGGAGUUGAGCAAAGAUUGAGUGGCGUCGUCAAUUUAGUCGUUUUUGAUCCGAUGUUCAACCCUAGUCCGGCGCUCAAGAAACUUGCCCUUUCACGUUCCACUGCAUUCGGGUGUGCCAGGCCUGGUAAGUUUCUGAACGCUCAUCGACGAGAUGAAAAGUACUUGUACAAGUUCAAGGACUUUGAGCUGUUGAAGUUGAAAACGAGGUCACGGUAA